Molecule: messenger RNA, 3296 nt
Organism: Pezoporus flaviventris
Lineage: Eukaryota; Metazoa; Chordata; Aves; Psittaciformes; Psittacidae
Gene: TNFAIP1
Product: TNF alpha induced protein 1
Exons: 7
Coding region: 254-1198 (314 amino acids)
Biological process (GO): proteasome-mediated ubiquitin-dependent protein catabolic process; negative regulation of Rho protein signal transduction; protein ubiquitination
Cellular component (GO): Cul3-RING ubiquitin ligase complex
Molecular function (GO): protein binding; ubiquitin-protein transferase activity
Source: RefSeq, a predicted model, not a curated record
GCGCCGGCGGCGCGGGGCAGGCCGGGAGCCGCGGGGGCCGCGGAGCGCUUCCGGGUCGCCGGUUCCCAGCGGGGCGGGGAGGAAAUGAGCUCAGGCGGCGGCCGCGGGGCUGCGGGCGGCCGCGGGCGGGGCCCCAUGGUUGUGACAGCUUUUCCCUUGCUGUCCUCGUCUGGUGACUCGUGACCCGUCACCAAUCACGGCGGAGUCUAUCAAGCCCACGCUCUGCAGGGUCGUCAUCUACCUCCAGAAGGAGAUGUCGGGGGACACGUGUCUGACCACCACCCUCUGCCCGGCCGCGGGGCCCAAGCCCAAAACCUGCAGCUUCAAAGGGGGCAGCCUUGGCAACAAGUACGUGCGCCUCAAUGUUGGGGGCUCUUUGUAUUACACCACGGUGCAAGUCCUGACCAGGCACGACACGAUGCUGAAGGCCAUGUUCAGCGGCAGAAUGGAAGUGCUCACGGACAAGGAAGGCUGGAUCCUUAUAGACCGUUGCGGGAAGCACUUUGGAACAAUUUUAAACUAUCUCCGGGAUGACACGAUUGCACUUCCAAAACACAGGCAGGAGAUCAAAGAGCUGAUGGCAGAAGCCAAAUAUUAUCUCAUUCAGGGCUUAGUGGACAUGUGCCAAGCAGCCCUGCAGGACAAGAAAGACUUGUAUGAACCUGUCUGUAGCAUCCCCAUUAUCACAUCUCCAAAGGAAGAAGAGAGACUGAUAGAAUCAUCAAUGAAACCUGUUGUUAAGCUGCUUUAUAAUAGAAGCAACAAUAAAUACUCCUACACCAGUAACUCAGAUGACAACUUGCUGAAGAACAUAGAACUGUUUGACAAACUCUCGCUCCGAUUCAACGGCCGAGUGCUUUUCAUUAAGGAUGUUAUAGGGGAUGAAAUCUGCUGCUGGUCUUUCUAUGGGCAGGGUCGGAAACUUGCUGAAGUCUGUUGUACCUCUAUAGUGUAUGCUACAGAGAAGAAGCAAACCAAGGUUGAGUUCCCCGAGGCAAGAAUUUAUGAGGAAACACUAAAUGUCUUACUGUAUGAAACCCCACGCGUUCCUGACAACUCCCUGCUGGAAGCAACCAGCAGGAGCCGCAGCCAGGCAUCUCACAGUGAGGAUGAUGAGGGGUUUGAACUUCGUGACCGAGUGCGCCGAAUCCACGUGAAGAGAUACAGCACCUACGAUGACCGUCAGCUUGGCCACUAGCACGUCCUUCAAGGAGAAGGGGGUUGGUGUCAAGGCUCAUGUUGAUAUUCUUUGAGGGAGAUCAGGAAGUAGGGAGGGAUUGGUUGGAUUCUGUGGAUUCAUCUUCAUUUGGCUUCUUGGCUCCAUAGAGAAGCAAAUGGGCAUUUGUGCACACAAAGCAACACUAAAAGCCAAAGGGCUUUCAGAGACGAUGUUCGUUUUGCACCAUGUGCUUUAAAUGCAGACUGGUCCCUUUUCAUGCCACACGAGGAAUGGAAUUCAGGAUGCUGAUUCUGACAGUUUGUGGUUGCUCUUUGAUGUCUAAAGACUUUGCCAGGUUUCUUACUUCCUUGAGAAGUCCUGCUCUUCCCGAAUGAGGUGGUGGGAUUUGAAAAGCUUUUCCCAGAUACCUGCCCUUUUUAGGGCUUUGUAUAAUGGAACUUUGAAGUUUUUAAGUUGAAAUACUGAAGAGGUGGCAGAGAGAACUUGAACGUGGCUACUCUUAGUAAACACUGUCUGAUAACCCCCAGAAGAAAUGGUUAGCUACCCUGUAUUCAGGUGCACUGCACUUGUGAUUCUUCCACCUCCUGCCCCAGUACACAUUCAAAGGUUUGUGUUGCAACAAAGCUUAUCUCUAAAAGUCAUUAAUUCUGAGGCAAGCUCUUCCAACGAGGUAAGACUCAAGUCAUGAGAAAACCUCCCCUAGUGGAAGAUCUGUAAUGAGUUGUCCUGGGAGAUGGAGAAAGGGGUUUGGGGAAGGAAGAAACCUUUUCAAGUAAGAAAACAUUAGGAAGAAAUCAUGGCAGGGUUGCUGUUCUUGAGGCCUGUGAUAGUGUAAUCCUGUUCAUAUAAACAAUGGCAGUCUGGGAAUUAGUUUUUUUUACAUUAGUUUCUUCCUGUGGCUCAGAAGUGCUAUUUGAUGUGAAAUUUCUCAAGCAGCAGGGGAAAAAUUGCAGUGACUGGGGAAGUACAGACUACCCAGUGUUCUGUAAGGCUAGAUGAUGUUCACAUAGGGAAGAGUGAAUUGUUUUGUGCUCUGAAUCCCUUCUCGAGCAUAGAAGUUGAAAUGGAAAGAGAAGAACAGUCAUAAAGAUCUUGUUCUAUCAUGAAACUGCAAGAGGCUUUGGGCACAGGAGAGGGGUAGCUUAUACUGAAUUUUAAACUGAAAUAAUCACUUCUGAGUGCUUGGCUGGGUGCUUAUUGUAAAGGGCCUUUCAGAAGGUUGGAGUCAAGGCAGCUCUGCACACUGGCUCUCUGGAAACAGUUUCGAGUUUAGUGUGAAAGGUCCUUACUGUAUUUUUAAAUGUUUGUGUUUUCUACAUUGCAGAUUCCAGCAUUACCACUGCUCUAAACAGUGAUCACUUGAUGGCUGCUCACUGGCAGCUCUGCGCCUGUGGCAGCAGUGGAUCAUGCUCCACAACUGCUUUGCUGUUCUCAUGUUGUACAUGAACAUGGAAGCUUCAGAUUCCAUGAUGAUUGGUCUGGAACUGUUUUGGCCAGUGCCAAAUUUAUGUAUAAGUUUUAAAGCAAAUUAGUGCAAAAGCCUGACAAGAAAAUAAUCCCAAAUGAAUACAGUGAAGUCACAAGUAGAAUUAAGAUGGUAGAUGGUUUGGUUGUAAUAGAAGCAGUGGAAGGAACAUAAAAAUGCUUUCCACUCAUUUAGGUUUUUGAAACUGAAACUGUUGAGGCUUGAUAAGAAAACACUAAUGGCUGCAAGCUGUCAGGAUUUCACUACCCAGCCAGGCCUCUGCUUGUGUCAGGAAUUCCCUUAAUUCUCCCCACAUUCAGAAGGCAGCAUGGCCCCGGUGUUGCACCUGCCUUUUUGUGAAAGGCCUCUUUAAUAACCUCUUUUCUUUUUAUAUUUCUUCUGUAAGCUGUUUUCCAGAUGUUUUUUCUAUUGUGCCCCUGAAAAUACAGCUGCUGAGAUGAGUUGUGACAAAGAUCUUGGUGGGUUUUUUUUCCUUUAAUUCUGUUAGAGUGUGAUGUGGAUAGUUUAAUUUUUUUCCCUCCACUGAUACUAUUUAAAUUACGCUGUGGUGGGUGCUUUGAAGCUCCCAGCAGAGCCUGUAGUGGUGGGGUCUUUGUCUGCACUUAAUAGCAUCCAUUUGGUCUAUUGUAC